This is a messenger RNA of Spizellomyces punctatus DAOM BR117, 4317 nucleotides long. RefSeq lists its product as uncharacterized. NCBI's taxonomy places the organism in Eukaryota, Fungi, Chytridiomycota, Chytridiomycetes, Spizellomycetales, Spizellomycetaceae. The transcript has 21 exons. The coding region runs from base 107 to 4174 and encodes 1355 amino acids. The record is from RefSeq and is a predicted model, not a curated record.
UGUGUCCCGCCUCAAAUGUCGCAUUGUUCUUUUCGGAUGGACCGCUACGGUCGGAUAAAGUGACAUUUUUGUUUCGGUUAUUGUUUCCUACGACCGAGUCAAUACAAUGAGCGAUUCUGGGCUGGCUGAGAAAGAUGGCCGAAUGUAUUUGGGGAAUGCCAUGGAGAAGGUCAUGUUUUCCGUGCUGUACAGCAUGGUGAAAGACAACGAUGUGAACAAUUUGUUGUCAUACAUCAUCAUGUUCACGGAAGAUAUCCAGCUCAUUGCCUUUGCGCACAACCCAUCGUUUUAUGGCCGAAUGCCAACAUGGGCGCAAUAUGUGACCAAUCCGCUUUCGUAUCGACCGCAUGAGUAUGGACAAUACCUGAUCUUGUUAGGAAUUGUGGUCGGAUUUGUUGUCGUGGCGAUUGCAGCCGCCGCACAGGUUGCUGUUUCUUUCGAAAGUGGCAAGUUUGCGGGUAUUUCAUUGCUGGCACUCAAAACCCUCCGUCUCGUCACCAAACUCCUCGGCACCGUUUUGUUCAUGCCGUUUCUGGAGGUCCUUCUCGUUGCAGUGACGUGCUUUGGGCCAGAUAACUCGUUGAUAGAAUAUCCGAGCGUUCAAUGCUUUUCGGGAGCAUACACAGCUGAAACUGUCAUUGCUAUCCUUCUGAUGAUCAUUUUUGUACCGUACAACAUUGUUAUGUCGUCAAUUUAUCUGGAAACCACCCCCAAUCGAAAAUCGGCCAUGGCACGAGUCCCGAUCGGAAGGGUGGAUACGAUAUAUGUCGUACUUCGUAUUAUCCUAACCUCUGUUUUCACACUCGCGCGUGAUCCACGCUUCAGCCUUGCUGUGCUGAUACCCAUUACGGCCAUUCUUUCGUAUCUCAUGAUAGCCUACCAACCUUUUUACAAGUCUGCCGUCAACCAACUGCGGGCCGGAAUCUUCUCCGCCGCUUUUUUGAGUGGGAUUAUCGCCGCCAUCUCAUAUGCCAUCGGAUCAGACUCCAUCGCCCUUCCCAUAGUCGCGGUCAUUACCGUGCCUAUUGGGUUCGUCGUUGGAGUUUUGGCCUGUCGUAGUGCCUUCAAAAGCAUUACCAGCAGAGUGUAUAGAAAGCUGCAACUGAAGCAGAAAAUGCUUCCCCAAAUGGGCAAGCUUGCUGAAGAAGGUGGGGUGCGGAUUAUCAAAACGGCGGCUAUUGGAGAUUCCGAGAACAGCCAGAGCGAUUGGUUGGAAAAUCUGCAAACGAUUACUACACUACGGACUCGGCCAAAGGACAUUCGCGUAUUUAACAAUGUACCUGAAGUGGAAAUCGCGUGUCGUUUCGUCCAUAACAACCGAUCAGACGAGGCUUUGUUUAUCAUGGAUGAGAUUUUCGCAGAGGGGUUUCGUCAGUACCCAAAGGAUGCAAUGUUAAAUCUUGUAUACGCCGAGUAUCUUGAGAACUACACUCCGCCAGGAAAUGAAGAGCCCGCCUAUUUUAUCCAGAAGGCGAAAACUUUGAAACCAGCUUUUGAUGCUCGCUUCUUUAUUUUUAUGCAGGAUCAUAUCAUUGAGCAGUCCAAGCGAACCGAAGGUCUCAACUCCUCGACAUUGAACAUUUCCUCUUACGUCGAGUUUCAGACGAUGCAAAAUGGUGCAAGACGGAAUCACCUUGCAACCCUUCUGGAAAUACGUGCAUUCUUAACGCACGUUCGCACGCACCAACGCGGAAGGGACCCGAAGACGUAUCCCAUCUUCCUCCAGCGUAUCAGUGAAGCGGAACAGAAGGCUACUGACUAUUACAAAAAGUUGAUUUCGAGAUGGCCCAAGAGUAAGGUGCUUUUGAGGAUGUAUGCCGCCUUUUUGAUGCAAAUUAAGAACGACAAAGAAGGUGCAGCGAAAUUCACAAAUGCUGCCGAAGAGAUCGAAGAGCUCGAGACACGCAUGGCUACCACCAGCUAUCGGAAUGAGUCUCGUCGAGGAUCCAUGGCUGGCUCCCUUCGUCGCAGCUCUUUGCAGCAUCGCAGCGCCAACACCGUAUACAAUUCUCAAACUACUGUUAGUCGUAAGGCAAGCCUUCGAGACAGGACCCGACCGUUGGCGAUGGAUCCAAACAUCAGCGUCGUCAUGGAGGAAACCAUGAGCAAGAUGAUGGAUGGCAGUGAACCCACGGAUGCGCCAAUACAAGACGAAUCCAAUAUGGAUGAACCUAUUGUUAGGGAGAUUGUCUUCCCUGAAAUUGAAAACAUCGAACCCGAGACGUAUCUACGGCGUCGAUACUCGAACGUUGACAAGACUCAGGUUGAUGACGACGAUGAUGACGACGAGGAAGUCACCAAAGGGGUUGGAUUUCACGGAACGUUCAAAGAAGAAGAUGAGAUAGCUGAAGCCGCUGCAAGGGCCGAUAAAAUGCCGGCUCCCAGUGAAUCAGUUCCCAGCACAAGGUCGUCAGAAAGAGAGGAGAGAAAAAAGGCCUACCACAGAGCCCAGCUCCAAUCCCGGCUCAAAGCGCCAGUCUACAUCCUGGAUCGCCGACAGAAAUUAGGCCUAGCAAUCUACCUCUUCAUCGUGAUUACCACAAUUGCCGUCGGAAUCUGGUCCUUUCAAUCUGCUGAAGACAACAUCUCCGGUUUCGCUCGCGUCACUCGGCUCUCCCGUGCUGCAACAUUGGCUGUGCAAAAUGUUCGCACCUUCGUACAGCCAGCCUUUGUUGCGCCUGAAGGUGUACCGCAACUGCGUACUCGUUUUGCUGACGCACAGACUUCUAUCGCGUCGUUAAUGAGAAACUUCACAACGUAUUACGUUUCCUAUCUUGCAGGAUUCUAUAACGACCCGGCAACGAUUGCGGUGACGAUGUCGCAGCUACCUAUUUCGAUUAAAAAGAUUCAGUAUAUGAAUGCCUACCAACUUGUGAAACUUGUAUACCAAUACGGCGUGGAACUGGGUCAACAGAGCUGGAAUUUUUACAAUACGAGUCAGCUGGAGGACAAUCGUGUUCGAUUCUUUCUUGAUAAUGCUAUCGUUGUCGGUCCUGCCUUUGAGAGUGCGAGUAGCGGGGGCCAGCAAAAGUGGAUAAAUGGAACCAUGCAGAGUGUGUAUGUGCUCUACAGUUUGUGCGGUCUGCUGGUUGUGACAAUGUUGGGGUGGGCCUAUGUCGUUUUACUUCCGAUGAUGAAUCAGACAAGUGACGAGCAAAUCCGAACUCUGAAAAUGUUCGCUCUGCUGCCCAAAAAACCCCUCAUGCAUAUGCUGACAGAUGUUGAAGAGCAGAUUGAGAGCAUUGCCGACGAAAUGACAACAACUGCAGGCAAUAAAGAAGAUGGAAAGAAUAACGAUGAGCAACAGGGCAAUAACGGCAACUUCGCCGCUAGGCAAUUGAUGAACAUGACUGUUGAUGAAGACGUGGUGAAUAAGAGUCCAAUCAAGAAGCAUUUCAUUCGGUAUUUAGCGGGCUUAAUUCUAUUAGGCUUGCCAGCGACUGCGUUGUUGAUCGUUCCAAUCUAUCGAGCGAUGAUGUCUAUUUCGUAUGCAGCGACAAUGAAUUACACAAACAGCAGAAGAUACUUAAUGCAAGCGGUUGUCAUGCUUGCAGCAGAGUGUAUCUACUUCGACCCUACUACUUGGUUGCCAAACGCUCCAAUCAUGUGGCUAGACGAUCGUCUGACCAAGUUGAUCAACCUUCAUCACGACUCUGUAACAGGCGUGAACUGCAUUGCGACGACGACAAUCCCGGAUCUACAGACCUUUACCCUUACCUCUGCCCCCUGCCAACCUGCAUGCGGAAAUCUGACUAUUGGACUCGACGCGCAGAUUGAAUGGUUCAUUAAUGAAGCGACGGAUUUUCUUAACAGAGUCAAAGUUAGCAAUGUCACCACGAGCGAUUCCGCUUUCAACUUUAUUUCUACACUAUCGGCAAGCCUUAAUACAAACCUGAACAAAGUCGACACUAUUUUUCAAAACAUUAUCAUUAGCGGCAAUAGCGUUGCAAAAACAGCUAUUAUUGUCCUUUUUGCUAUAUCGGUAGCCAGUACGCUGCUGGUUUACCUCGCGAGUAUGCGUGCAACGGCGCAAGCCCGACUUCAGGAAAUGGAAUCAACAGUCACGCUUCUAUUUGCUAUUCCCGAACCUGUUGUGCAAAGUAUUCCCGAGAUUAAAAAGUUCGUUGAAAGCGGUGGGAUGUUUACCGAAGAGGGUGCGAGAAAGAGAAAAUAGUCGUGUAAAGUUGGAAAACAAACCUCGGGGACGUUGGGUUAAACAAAUUAGACAGCAAAAGGGAAUGCAAGAAGACAAUAAGCACUGACUAUUGUAUUGCCCGGAUAAUGAAUGAAAUAUGGAACAGACAUGUUAGACAAAAG